This is a messenger RNA of Colletotrichum aenigma, 849 nucleotides long. RefSeq names its product Acetylxylan esterase A (gene axeA-1). The record is from RefSeq and is a predicted model, not a curated record. The coding region runs from base 1 to 849 and encodes 282 amino acids. Lineage: Eukaryota; Fungi; Ascomycota; Sordariomycetes; Glomerellales; Glomerellaceae. The transcript has 2 exons. Gene Ontology annotation, cellular component: extracellular region. Gene Ontology annotation, molecular function: hydrolase activity.
AUGCUCUCACUCUUAACCUGGGCCGCCGCCCUGCCCCUUGCAACAGCAGCAUCCCUCCAACAGAUAACCUCCUUCGGCCCCAACCCCACCAACGUCUCCUUCUACCUCUACGUCCCGGACUCCCUCAUCCCCAGCGCGCCCCUCCUCGUCUUCCCGCACUGGUGUCACGGCACCGCCCAAGACGCCUUCAACAACAAGCCCUGGCGCUCCCUCGCCGACACCCUCGGCUUCGUCACCAUCUACCCGUCCACCCCCUGGACCGCCGACUACUGCUGGGACGUCUCCUCGCCGCAGACGCUCUCCCACGACGGCGGCGGCGACUCGCUCGGCAUCGUGAGCAUGGUCCGCUGGACGCUCCACAAUUACGACGUCGAUCCGGACCGCGUCUUCGCGCUGGGCACGAGCUCCGGGGCCAUGAUGACGAACGUGCUGGUCGGGGCGUACCCCGAUGUGUUCGCGGCCGGCGCGGCGUUUGCGGGGGUGCCGUUUGGGUGUUAUGCCGCGGACGGGUAUGAUGUCUGGUCUGAUGAUUGUGCGAGCGGGCGGAUUACGCACACCGGGGAGGAGUGGGCGGAGAUAGUGAGGGCGGCGUAUCCGGGUUACGAGGGCCCGAGGCCGAAGAUGCAGGUGCUGCAUGGGGAUGUGGAUAAUGUGCUGAGUGUGACGAACUUUUAUGAGGAGAUAAAGAUGUGGACUACGGUGCUAGGUGUUAGUCAGACGCCGACUGAGGUCGUGGAGAAUGAUCCUGUUGCGAACUGGACGAAGAGUGUCUAUGGCACGAGGGGGCUGUUUGAGUCGUUUUUGGCGCAUGGGGUUGAUCACAAUAUCCCGGAUCAGCCUGAGGCGUAG